Molecule: messenger RNA, 195 nt
Organism: Coprinopsis cinerea okayama7#130
Lineage: Eukaryota; Fungi; Basidiomycota; Agaricomycetes; Agaricales; Psathyrellaceae
Exons: 2
Coding region: 1-195 (64 amino acids)
Source: RefSeq, a predicted model, not a curated record
AUGUUCCCCUCCAGCAACAAAGCGCCUUUCUCUUUCUGUGUUGCUAUGCUGGUACUCCUCCACACUACUGUAAACGGAGUGGCUAGUCUCCUGCCUCAAGAGACUGGAGCUCCACCAUACCAUCUUCAAGUUAGAGGUGGGAAGGAACCUCAUUUCCCUGGCCAUUGGGGGCCCCGAGUUCCACCGACGGCUUGA